Acanthisitta chloris (rifleman) is the source of this 1735-nucleotide messenger RNA. It is a transcript of the gene USP43, whose product is annotated as ubiquitin specific peptidase 43. Gene Ontology annotation, biological process: protein deubiquitination. The annotation marks the transcript as partial. Lineage: Eukaryota; Metazoa; Chordata; Aves; Passeriformes; Acanthisittidae. The record is from RefSeq and is a predicted model, not a curated record. Gene Ontology annotation, molecular function: cysteine-type deubiquitinase activity. The transcript is spliced from 16 exons.
CUGAGCGAUGAGUUCCUGUGGGUGGGCGAGGUCCCAGCCCUGGCCAUGGCACGGAGCCCUAAGAGUGAGCAGCUGCUGGCUGUGCUGGUGAGAUGCCAGUGCACUGAGAGCCUGCACCCAGCUGGGGACAGGAACAUUGUUUCCAAGCACAGCUCGCAGUUUCGGGGCAACGCGCAGCACGACGCCCUCGAGUUCCUGCUCUGGCUGCUGGACCGCAUGCAUGAGGACCUGGGUGGCAUGGGUCAGGGUCCCUGUGGGCAGCUCCUGCCACCUGGCGAGGAUGGGAGCAGUGGUGCCAGCAGGUCCCUACCCACUGCCCAGCACCCCCGUGGGCAGAGCUUUGUGCAGAGCCACUUCCAGGCACAGUACAGGUCCUCCCUGACAUGCCCUCACUGCCUGAAGCAGAGCAACACCUUUGACCCCUUCCUGUGCAUCUCCCUGCCCAUCCCACUGCGCCAGACCAGGGCUCUCAAUGUCACCCUGGUGCUGCAGUGCGAGCGCUGGCGGUUCGUGCGGGUGGGGCUGGCUGUGCCGCUGCUGGGCACUGUGGCCGACUUGCGGGCGAUGGUGGCACGGGAGGGAUGCAUCCCCCCAGAGCAGGUUAUUCUGGCUGAGGUGUCCCCACGGGGCUUCCUGCGCUCUCUGAGUGAUGCAGAGGAGCUGGGUGCUGCUGGGGAGGGGGCUCCACUCUACGCCUUCCAGCCACCCCCUGUCUGCCGUCCAGCCUGCCCACCUCCCCCGGGGUGGCGCGGCCGGAGGGGCAGCACUUGCUGCCCACUGCUACCCGCCGGGCCGGGUGGCCGCAUUCUGCUGCUGCUCUGCAACACGGCAGGCGCUGGUCCCCAGCUCACCAGAUUCGGGCCACCGCUGGUGCUGCGGGAGGAGCGAGGUGUCUCCUGGGAGCAGCUCCAGCAGAGCAUCCUGGCCCAGCUGCAGGCCCUGCUGCGGCGAGAGGUGCGGGCACAGGGUGCAGGAUCCCUUUUCCGCAUCUGCCUGGCUGGGGGCUUGGCCCCCUGCACCUACCUGUCCCCGCAGGACCCCCGCCCUCUCUGUCACCCUGCCAUUGACAGAGCCUUGCAACUGAGCGGGGCAGGUGGGCCUCCCCAUGUGAAGCUGACAGUGGAGUGGGAUAUGAGCACCAAAGAGCGGUGAGUCACUUGCACUCCGGGUGAGGGAACACCCCAGCACUCAGCAAGUGUGCAGCUGCAGCAGCAGGCACACCGGCAGCAGCACAGCUGCACGUUGGAUGAGUGCUUCCAGCUCUACACCAAGGAGGAGCAGCUGGCCCCAGAUGAUGCCUGGCGCUGCCCACACUGCAAGGUGCCCCAGCAGGGCAUGGUGAAGCUGAGCCUAUGGACGCUGCCUGACAUCCUCAUCAUCCACCUCAAGCGCUUUCGCCAGGUGGCUGAGCACCGGUACAAACUCACCACUCUGGUGAGGUUCCCCCUGCAGGGGCUUGACAUGGCCCCACACGUGGCACAGCGGGGCCAGGCUGGCCUGCCCCCGGGCUGCCCCUGCGACUACCUCUAUGACCUGUACGCAGUCUGCAACCACCAUGGCAGCAUGCAGGGCGGGCACUACACUGCCUACUGUUGCAAUGCCCUGGAUGGGCGGUGGUACAGCUACGAUGACAGCCAUGUGGAGCGGGUGCGGGAAGCAGAGGUGAGCACCCGCAGUGCCUACAUCCUCUUCUACCAGCGCCGCGACGCCGUGUUUGGCAGCACAUCCGUCAGGG